This is a messenger RNA of Sebastes umbrosus (honeycomb rockfish), 1236 nucleotides long. RefSeq names its product homeobox protein engrailed-1-B-like. The record is from RefSeq and is a predicted model, not a curated record. Lineage: Eukaryota; Metazoa; Chordata; Actinopteri; Perciformes; Sebastidae. Gene Ontology annotation, biological process: regulation of transcription by RNA polymerase II; neuron differentiation; multicellular organism development. The transcript is spliced from 2 exons. Bases 167 to 949 code for a protein of 260 amino acids. Gene Ontology annotation, molecular function: RNA polymerase II cis-regulatory region sequence-specific DNA binding; DNA-binding transcription factor activity, RNA polymerase II-specific. Gene Ontology annotation, cellular component: nucleus.
GAAGGGAGGCAGAUAUUAUGGUGCACCGGAGAGAGAGGGACUAACGGGGAGCUAUGCCAGGGAGGCUUUUAGGAUAAUAAAAAUAUAUUUUUUAAUGCUGUUCUUCUAAUUAAUUGGAUACCUGAAGGAGGUGGUGCAACAAGUGGAGUUUUUUUCUCUCCCAGCUAUGGAAGAAGAGCAGAAGGACUCCACCAACGAGGAGGAGAGCAUGAACCUCCCAUCUCCUCCUGUGAUUUUACCCCACCAAGCUUUACAGCAGCAGAACCACAGAACCACCAACUUCUUCAUAGACAACAUCCUGCGACCUGACUUCGGCUGCAGAAAGGAGAACCUGCUGGGUGCGCGUCUGCAAGCUGCGUGUCUGGACUCCAACUGCAGCAGCGACAGCACCUCUUCAUCACCUUCUUCGUCCUCCUCUUCUUCAUCUUCCUCCACGUCCUCCUCGCCGUCGAACAAGCAGAACUCGUCCAAACAGGCUGAACCGAGCUCGUCUAUUAGGGUUGUGAGUGGCAGGAAUGAUGGAGGAUCUCCUCCUCCCAGGACCAAGGAGAGCCAGCCCAUGUUGUGGCCAGCUUGGGUUUACUGUACCAGAUACUCGGACCGGCCCUCAUCUGUCUCCACGCCAGGCCCAAGGACACGCAAACUGAAAAAGAAGAAGAGCAGCACCAAGGAGGACAAGCGGCCGAGGACUGCCUUCACGGCCGAGCAGCUGCAGAGACUGAAAACCGAGUUCACGGCCAACCGGUACAUAACGGAGCAGCGGAGACAGAGUCUGGCUCAGGAACUGAACCUGAACGAGUCCCAGAUCAAAAUCUGGUUCCAGAACAAGAGGGCUAAGAUUAAAAAAGCCACCGGCUACAAGAACGGCCUGGCCCUGCAGCUCAUGGCGCAAGGACUGUACAACCACUCCACGACCACCGUGCAGGAGGACAAGGAGGACAGUGAAUAGGACAAGUCCCCAAUGCAUGGGGGACAAGGAGGACAGUGAAUAAGACAUGUCCCCAAUGCAUGGGGGACAAGGAGGACAGUAAAUAAGACAUGUCCCCAAUGCAUGGAGGACAAGGAGGACAGUGAAUGAGACAUGUCCCCAAUGCAUGGGGGACACAACUGGACUCUCUCUGGAGAUAAAAAAAUGAACACUAUUUAAAAAAAACACAGAUUUCUGUUUAUGGUGACAGUAUAUGGACAUAAUUAUAUAAAUGAACGGUCGUUAUUAAAGUUUAUAUAGCCAAACAG